AUGAAUGUUUUCGCACUCCAUCCUGGUGCUAGAGUCCUAGUGACAGGGGCAAACGGAUUCAUUGCAUCCCACACCAUCAAUGAGCUUUUAAAGCUGGGAUACCGGGUGCGAGGCACCGUGCGGAACCCCAAGCCCUGGCUCGAUGAUCAUUUUACGCACCGGUAUGGCCCAGGCAUGUUCCAAACUGCCCCAGUUGCAAGCUUUCAGGAUUCCCGGGAGAUUGAUGCUGCUUUGGAUGAUGUAGAUGGGAUAGUUCACCUGGUGGCUCCGUGGGCACGAAAAGCGACGUUAAGCGUCCUCGAGGCCGCAUUGGGAAGACCCUCAAUUCAGCGUGUCGUUCUAGGCUCAUCGUCAAUGGCGGCGUAUACGCCUAUCCCCGGCAAGCGCGAAAUACGAGUCGACGAAAGUACCUGGAACCUCUCUGCUAUACGUAAAGCUUGGGAGACGGAUAGCUACACCACGAGUACGCCGGAUGUUUCUCACCUGGACUGGAACAGCCUAUCCAACGUCAAUAAUGCACCAUCUCCACGAAAUCAACAUGAAUACGCCAAAAUGCUUAUAACGUAUGGCGCUUGUAAAACCCAAUGUGAAUUAGAAGCGUGGCGGUGGGUUCGGAGUAAUCGAUGCUCUUUCGGGUUCAACACUGUUCUCCCAGCAUUUACAGUGGGAAGAAUUCUACACCCGCAGAUCCCUGGCUCUACCAUGGGCUGGGUGCGCAGCCUGCUCAUCGGCAACAGAACACCUCUAUCGCUCAUCCCACCCAAAUGGUUCGUGGAUGUGGAAGACGUGGCGCGUCUAUUUGUAGUGGCAUUGCUCGCACCCAGUGUGACCUCAGAGCGACUGUUUGCAUUUGGAGAAUCGACAAAUUGGACUGACGUGGUGCGCAUUCUACGACAAUUAGACCCUGGGAACACACAAAUUCCAAUCCCUCCGGAGAGAGAAGAGCGAGACCACGCCGAGAUCGUGCCUCGAGGGAGAGCAGUUCGGCUGCUGCAGCAGUUCUACGGCCAGUCCAGCAUGACACCGAUCGCCACCAGUAUUGCAAACGGGAUUCCCAAAGACAGACUGCUUGGUACAGUUUGA
Molecule: messenger RNA, 1083 nt
Organism: Penicillium egyptiacum
Lineage: Eukaryota; Fungi; Ascomycota; Eurotiomycetes; Eurotiales; Aspergillaceae
Source: the annotation of a GenBank genome assembly